Oryzias melastigma (Indian medaka) is the source of this 903-nucleotide messenger RNA. It is a transcript of the gene cmlc1, whose product is annotated as cardiac myosin light chain-1. NCBI's taxonomy places the organism in Eukaryota, Metazoa, Chordata, Actinopteri, Beloniformes, Adrianichthyidae. Gene Ontology annotation, cellular component: myosin II complex. The transcript has a single exon. The record is from RefSeq and is a predicted model, not a curated record. Gene Ontology annotation, molecular function: calcium ion binding. The coding region runs from base 215 to 808 and encodes 197 amino acids.
AUGGUUGAGCCAGACACGUCCACUCAUGAUCGCCUGGUUCUUAUCUUCAGAGUGUUUCUAUUCCAGGCUUCUUCCAUCUUUGGUCAACACGUCGCUCCUCUCAGCGACUCCCCUCAGCUUCAUUUGUCUCUGCCUCACUCCCCCACCUCCUGGCAUCAAUAAAAGCCAAACAGCAAAAGACCAAGCAGUAAGUGCCCUCCAUUCUUGACGCAGCAUGGCUCCAAAGAAAGUUGAACCAAAGAAGACAGAGGUCAAGAAAGUGGAGGCGAAGAAAGAAGAGCCUCCACCUCCUCCCAAGCCCGCAGAGCCGGAGCCCAAGCCACCGGAGGUGGACCUGAAGAGCAUUGUGGUGGAGUUCACCCCAGACCAGGUCGAGGAGUUCAAAGAUGCCUUCUCUCUUUUUGAUCAGACUCCCACAGGGGAGAUGAAGAUCACCUAUGCUCAGUGCGGUGAUGUCAUGCGCGCUCUGGGACACAACCCCACCAACAACGAGGUGCUGAAGCUGCUGGGCCGGCCAAAGGCUGAGGAGCUGAACAUCAAGCUGCUGGACUUUGACAACUUCCUGCCCAUGCUGCAGCAUGUGGCACGCUCCAAGGAGCAGGGCAACUUUGAGGACUUUGUGGAGGGCCUCAGGGUCUUUGACAAGGAAGGCAAUGGCACGGUGAUGGGGGCGGAGCUACGCCACGUCCUUGCUACUCUCGGAGAGAAGAUGACGGAGGACGAGGUGGACCGCUUGAUGGCAGGACAGGAGGACGCAAACGGGCACAUCAACUACACCGAGUUUGUCAAACACAUUCUGGCCGGGUAGAGCGCGGACCCCUCCCCCCAUGCCCCACCACCCCAGCUGCUCUGACCAACUCAGAUGUUGUCUCUCUGUCCAAUAAAACACUGAUCUGAGUGGUU